GGGAAUGCGACGAGACGUGUCGCCCCUAUCCUGCGUUGAAGCCUUGUGUUUGGGGCUGUGUGGACUGAACCCCGAUAUAUCGUUAGAAAUCGCGAAUGUCUAUCUGGUGGACAUCAUCGUUGCUUAUUUUGUUUAAAUCUUACCUCAUUUGCGGAUUCGAAUAUUCGUUGAUCACAGAAUUGUGUCGAAGUGACGUAUUUCGUUGAUUGUUUUAGAAAUUGAGGGGGAAAUUGGCUGUGGUGAUGGAAGCGACCGUACUCUACCGCAGUGCCACCCAGUAGUCCGUCGGUGGAGCAGCUGAGUGCCAGGCUCUCCGUUUCCCGGUACAUUUUGUAUUGUGGUUGUGUGAGUUUUUUUUUUUUUUCCAUUUCUUGAGGACUGGAUUGCUAUCCGAUACCUCGCUACUGAUGAUGCCCUGUCGCUUGGCUCUCCUGAAUCGAGUACCAUAACCGUUAUCGGGUAUAUGAUGGGUUUCUUAGGUGGCGCGCUUUGGUGUAUAUUUGUAAGGCAUUGAUAACCGAUAGUGUGUCUUUUGCAAAUAUUUACACUUUCAUGAUUGCUUCUUGGUGGUUGGUUGUCACACCCGUGAUUGCUUGUUCCCGUCAUGGCAGACUGGGCGUUUGUUUUUAUCGAGAUGUUUAUCACAAGCUGUGGAACUUGAUCAUCCAAGUCCGGUGGCUGUUCUCUGAUUGAUUGGUUCGAAGGUGAUUGCGGCUCGAGUCAUUAUCGAGAGAAUUGCCCGUUAUUAGCUUUGGUGUAGUUAGCACCUCGACUCGUCUAGGAGAGAGUAACUGCCUCGCUUUAUUUUGUUGCUUCGAUUGGCGCAACUUCAUUUCUCCAUUACCGCUGUCUUUGGGACUUUCCUCUUUCCAGAGGAGUCUUAAGGGUUCAAAAGGCUUAAAAUUCAUUGUCAUGGUUGCUGUGUAGUUAAUUUGUAUGCAUUAAUACUGUCAGCCUCAAGAGCAAGCUUUACAUUCAAAUGAUUCGACCAAAGAGAUCGCUAUAUAAAAAGGCUCUGUUCCUGAGUGUUAACUUUAGGCGGCACAGUCUCAAAACGUCUCAAGAUAAUAACAAGUGUCAUUGUCGCUCAUUAGAAGAGCGAAGGAUUUAGCGUCUGACGCUGCUCAUGCCCUGGGGAUUCGCAAUAACAACGAGGCCACAAGUGAUCAGUGCUAUGUCUGCGCACACCAUCCCCUCCUCCCCCUACGCAUCCCGGCUCACGGGUGACAACCCAGCAACACCGUCAUCUUCAUUCAGCUUUGUAUUAUCGUUGCAAGAAAAGCUCCGUGGAAUAGAGACGAACAAUCGAUCUGGAGUUCAUGGUAUGCCGUCGUCUGUCCGUCUACGCCCAACGCUGGCUCUUGUAUUAAGAAUGAAAUGAAACUUCGCCAGAUUCAAGUAUGGAAUGGUAUCAUAAUGGCGGGACGUCAUCAUUGCCAGUGUCCGCCAAUUUGCCCUCUCCCAUGAUGUGUGGACCCCGUCCCUCCUCCUCCUCCUCCUCCGCCUCACCUCGCCAUUCACCUCUGGAGCCUCCCUCGAGACUCUCUCCCCUAGAGACUCACAAAAGACUCUCUCAUCACGAUACGUCUCCCAGACUUUCCCCUAAUGACCCUCCGCGUAGGCUCUCACCCAUCGACACUUGUUCUUCGAGGUAUUCUCCUUUGUCUGGUCCCCCUAGGAGGCUGUCCUCUGGCGAAUCCUCAAGCAGACUCUCUGUCAGUGAAUCACAUUCCCGACUCUCUCCAGGUAAUUCUUACACAAGGCACAGCCCUCAUGAAGUCAGCUCCCAUAGAUUUCCUCCCAGCGAGCCUCCGUCCCGGUUGUCACCCUUAGACACUCCUCCUUCGAGACGUUCUUCUCACGCUGCUUCCCCUCGAUUGUCCCCACAUGAUUCGUACUCUCGAGAAUCCCGAGUUUCACCCUACGACUUUCUACCGAGGCUCUCCCCUUGCGAUAGUCCUACGAGAUUUUCUUCCCAUGAGUCUACUCCCAGACACGGAUACUAUGAUCCUCCGCCCAGAUUGUCCCCAUGUGACAGCCCUACCAGGUUCUCUCCACAGGACCCUCCUAGGAAUUCCCCACAUGGAUCUUCACAUCGUCUUUCCAAACACGAACCACUUCCUAAGCAUUCCCCUUGUGACAGUUCUACAAGUCAUUCUACCAGUCAUUCCCCUCAAGACCCUCCGUCUCAUCAUUCCCCUCACGAGGCUCAUCCUUUCCUCUCGCCACAAGAGAUUCCAACAAGGUUGUCGCCUUUAGACACUCGCUCCCCACAUCCUUUCCCUGUUCCAUCUGGUAGCAGGCACAAACUACCAGAAAUUGCGGCAAAUCAUGACAUUGACCCUCCAUCUCCAAAACUUCAUAGGAAGGAAACAGAUUCAUCAUUUAAUAACGUAAGGCUACAAGAAACAUAUAUAAAUGUGGAAGCACUGGAAGAAAGGGAAACAGAAAAACAAUUGUCAGAAGCCUGGAAGAGAAAAAGAAGAAGAUCAAUAGAACCAUCGAUCCCUGAAUAUCUAAAGUCGGCUCCCAUCAAGCGCAUUAAACACCCAUUGGAAGAAAAUGUCUUGGUAACGUUCUUUUCUACCUUUGCUAGCAUAGUUCUGACAUGUGCUAUAAGUAUCCCUCUGAGUUUAGCUUUCUUGUUAGUUCUUCCUGCUGCAUUCCUGAUGAAAGUCGUGACAGCUGCUUGCCAUAAACCUAGAUUUCACAGUUGUAUCUCGUGUCACAAUGAUUACUUAGCUCCCCAUGAUGCACAGUUCCUUCUGCAAGAUGUUGACAAUCAUGCUAUCAUCCAUAGCGUCUUGAUUAUUGACGCCUCGAUGAACCUGAAACGAAUCAAACAGCUGUUAGCCACAAGGGUGGUUGAGGCUAAAAAUGGUGCUGGUGGACUUAUGUAUCCUAGACUUACUCAGAUGGUGUCUCAGUUGCCUGCUGGACCAGCUUGGGUUCUUGAUCAAAACUUCAACCUCCACAACCAUGUUUUCUCUGGUCCAGCUAUCACAACAGAGGAAGAACUACAAAAAUAUGUUAGCUCUUUACUGUCUCAACCAUUACCUCCGACACGACCUUUGUGGGAAAUCAUUGUACUGCACGAUUAUGGGCGUAGUAGAGAUACUGUCCUCGUCUGCCGUUUACACCAGUGUCUAUCGGAUGGAAUGUCUUUGAUCCGAGUUUUGUGUCAGUCACUUUCAGACAAUCAAAUCAUGCACAUUCCUCAAAAACCUCACUUUGGAGGAACUACCUAUGGUAUGAAUCUUAUUAAAGCCUUGUUAAUCGGACCAAUGACUGCUUUGACCUGGCUUUGGUGGUGGCGACCUGACCUGAACCCACUAACCGUUCGUCGGAAUUCGUGUUCAUACCGAACUCGAAAAUGCAAAAGUAAAAAGUCUUACAGCUGUAAGAGAGAUGUCAGUGACGGUGACAGUGAAGAGAGUGGUGCUUACACCGUCUGGAACGAAGAUACGACAGAUGGUCAAGUGGUGUUUUGGUCUGCGGCUGUGUCUGUGAACAGGGUGGUGCGCAUCAAACAAGUCACUCGUACUUGUCUGAAUGAUGUUCUCCUAGCAGCGCUCUCCGGAGCUCUAAGGCUUACUUUACAACGGCAAGGCGUAAUGCAUCCUUCUGACCUCAAGGUCAGCUUGGCGGUGGAUCUGCGAAGCAAUUCCCUUCCAUUCACCAUACCUCGUCUUGGAACCAAGGCAGCUCUGGUGCCCUUGUCUCUACCUCUUAGUUGGGAAGCGUCCAUACCCAGGCUGUGGGAAGUCAGGUCACGGGUGGAUGACAUGAAGGCCUCUGCUGACCCAGUCGUGUCAUACGGCCUUGUAUGGUUAGCGUACCGCUUCCUGCCCAUGAGCUGGGCGCGUCGGCUCUUGGAGAGGCUACAUCACAGAAUGUCGCUGCAGUAUUCUUCUCUGCCUGGACCUACGUCGUCUCUACUUCUUGGAGGGUAUACUGUCAAACACAUCUAUAACGUCUCCCCAGUGCGAGAUCCCACCCCGGUGAGCGUCACAGUUCUGACCUAUGCUGACCAAGUGCAUGUCUCAGUCGCUGCUCGGAGGUCACUGCCGUCGGCGGUUGUUAUCACGAAAAAUAUUUUGGCUGAGUUUGAAAACCAGUGUUUGCAGAUGUCCGAGUUGUUGGCGCAUAGACGAAUUCCAGGAGAACAACGGCGUGGUUUGGUGUUUUCCCUAAGUGAACUGAAUAAUCCUCAGCCUAUUUCUGAUUUGCAGAAAAAGCUAAGCAGAGUCCAGGCAGAGCUGCAGAAAGUUACACAGCAAUAUGAGGCUGAGGUCCGGGAUAUGUUAUCCCAGAAUCAGGAAAAUGAUACCGAAAUUCCUGAAGGAGAGGAGGCUGCUAGCGGGGUAUCUUCUGAUGCAGCACUAAUAGGGGGAACGAGUUAUGGAGGAAGGGCGCAUUCUACUAAGCGACAGGAAUUAGCCACCAAAGUUCAGUCACUCAAAGAUGAAUUCACUGAUUUGUUAACUGAAAUUCGUCGAAGAAAAAGUAUAACUGAUGGCGGUGGAACUGUUGGUGUUGGAAUUCAGACCGAAUUUGAGGAAGAUGAUGGAGAAAUUCGCCGGCCUAGGAAAAGAGCAUUGUCUACCACCUCCACCUGGUCGUCAACUUCUGGACGUGAAGUAUCGUCAUGCAUGGCGCGUCCCCUGACAACGUCACCCCAAAUAGUUGGCCCUCCUAUCAUGUCGCCUCCUUCCCCGUCUCACGAGCAUAGCUUUCCUGCGACUCAGCCAAGGACAUACCUUGUUACAGAUAUUACUUAAGCAAUGUGCAAGCCAAGUAAAUGCUAGAACAAUGAAAUGAUGGUUGUUAUUUUAAUAAUCAACGAUUGGGUCGUUUAAUCAUAUGAUUCAUUUAGAUGGCUUGCAUUAAUGAUAAAGGGGACAGAAUUUGUACAAACUUUGUAGAUUAGGUAAUCAAAUGUUUAAAAUUUUUAUAAGCUUUUCUCAUGUUUUAUGUUUGUUGGAAAGAAUUUUAAUGCCUUUGUUCUUGUUAUUAAUAGAAAAGAUAACUUAAUCAUAGAUGUAGCGUUGUUAUAUAUGAAUAUAUGGGUACUGUAUUUUACCACAUCAAUAUAUGUAAUGAAGACUAAUUUAAUUACCUGUAAACAAACAAAGUGGUGGAGCCACAAUACAGGACACGCAGCUGCGGUUAUACUUAGCAAGUUCGGAUUUGCAUGUGAACUGUAAGUAUAGUACUCCAGUAACUUGCAUACGGAUGUGAUAUAAUUUAUUGGUUAAUGAUUUGCGACUUUAUGUACCUGCUAUGUAUCAUAUGUUUCCAAACGUUGGUAAGGAUGCAUAUAUGUAGGUACUUAUGGAUUAUCGCAGCAUGAUCGCAUAAAAUGCUAUGUCAAUGCAAUGUUACAUUUUCGUCAUUGGCAGGAGAGUAGCAGUUGCAAUUAUGAGCAUGGUUGUGAUUUAAAGCAAGCAAACAAAUAAUCUAUGUUUAAGUUUAAACGCAAAAAUGUCAAAACAUAAUACCAAGCCACAGAAAAACAGAUUAUGGAUACUUCGAAUAGCAAUUUAUUUCAUAUGAACUCAGUUGGAUCAUAAUUCAACACGAAAAUUGAAAUGUAUUAGAAAUGUGAAGGUUUAUAACACCUCUCAUUUGAUGUCAGAUAUAACCAGUCUCCUUGAAAAAAUGUAUGGUUCUAGUAUUCUUAUUAUGCAGAAAGAAAAAGACGGCUAUGAUGCAAAAGUGAAUGUACACAAGGGUAAUCAUAAUGCUGACCUUCGGGGCUUUCUACAUCUGUUUAAUGUUUGUAGGGGACAAAAGGACCCCAAGGAAAAUUAUAACUCGAAGAUUUUUGCAAUUUGUAAGGAUUGAGAUUUUUAAAAGAUAGCCAUUUUUCUUCUAGAAUAUCUCAUAUUUUGUGCCAGGUGUGGCAAAAUGUUUCCCUUCUAGGUGCUUAAUUAAUGUCACCAAAAUAUUUACUAUUUUUCAAAUUGGUUAGAGUCCAAACUAUAAUAAUUAAUUAAAUGCUUAUAUACUGUAUGGAAGUCAUUAUUGUCUCUUUUACCAUACCUUUUUUUCAUGCUACAGUUCACGAUGUCUAGCAACUGAAGUAAACCUAAAUCUUCUGAAGUUACAUUAUGUACACCAUAUUUAUAUUAUUUUCAAUAUUCUAGUAUUACUCUCCUAUAACUGAAUUUAGCACUGAGAAACUUUAAUGCUUACUGUUUCCACCUAAUUUCUCAACUUUCGGAGCAUAAAACCCACGACUCUUGUUUGGAAAUCUAUAAAUUUCACUCUUAAUGGGAAAGACUUUCCAGAAUCUUCUUCCGUUAGAAAAGUUAUCUUUAAUAUCAUGCAUUUCUGAAAUUUUACCCCAUUAAAACUUAUCCACUUUUCAAUUCCCUUUAUUCCUCUCAACAUAAAUGUUACCGAGAAGGCUAUCAUACAUAACAAUAAUAUUUAGUCCAAUAAUCACUGCUCACUCACUUCGUUUAACUUUUCUUGGCGUAUUUCAGAUAUCUUGUUACUGAUAUCUAGAAAUUUACCGUAAAUUCCGGAUAAGGAGGUAUUUCCAUAUCCUACUACCAGCAGCCUGCAAGGCUAUUAUAUAUAAUGCUGUACAAUAACAGAGAAGGAAGUCAAACUAGGGAAACCUGAAGCUUCAAAAAAUUGUGAUCUAUACUUUUAUAGCACAUUGCAAAUAUAUAUAUCUUAGUAUUGUAAAUAGUCAGUUACUGCAGAUGUUAAUAUACUGUAUAUAUGCUCCUAAAGUAUUUUUUGUAGUGUAAAGGUAUAUAGAUUUAGAGGCUGGUGCCAAUGACCAAAAUUUAAGCUUAUACUGUUAAGUAUUGUUCCAAUGAAGAAAGAUGUAAUGCUAAGCUCGAGAUUUUUAAGUUAGUUUAAUGGACAGAAACUGAAGAACAGUAAUUACUUCAGACUUUGUUCUGAAUAUUCUGUAAGCCUAUUCUUGUUACAUGAUCAAAGGAAACUCUGUGGUAACACAUUUUAAUCAACAAUCAUCUGCCUGUGUUUUAUUAUAACUGAUUAUAUAUCAGAUAUUUUUAAGCUGUUACUGAUACCUUUCCAUGUUAAAUCCGUUUAUAGCUUUUGCUUGGAGCAAUCAUUAGAUAUUGUAGUUCUUGUCCUUGAUGUAUGAAGCAUUAUAUCCUUGAAUUUAAACUUAUGAAUUUUAAGUAAAAUAUACAAAAGGCUAUGAUAAAAAAUUAAAUCUAUUAUUCUAUUACUAUAAUUUGAAUAAUCUCCAUAUGGAAUUUGUAAUUAAAAGAAAUAAUCUUAGUGAUAUUAUGAUAAUAUGUGGUGAUGUCCUUUGAUUACCUAGUUUUAUCUAGAGAGGCUAGUAGUUAAUCUAUUACGUCUAUAACUUCAAAAAAAUGAAAGAUAAUUAGCAUCCAGUUUUUGAGUUUUGGUUUUUGAGUGAUUAUUGAAACUAAAGAUGCAGCUCGAAACGAUGUGAUGAGUCUAGGCAAUAUUUUGUUAACCAUCACAUUCCGAAUGCAAAUCACAGUGAGAAAGAAAUGUGGAACUUCUUGAUCUGGACUUCACUUCCACAUUAAAUCAGUCAAAUUCAUUUGGACAGAGUUGAAGGCAAGUAAAAAGUAAAAUAUGCAUAUCUUAAAGGAUUUGAUAUCUACCGAGGUAAAAAACAAUAUCUGGUUCAUCAGACACUUGGACAAGUAACUAAAUAUCUGAAAGAAUGACUCACUAGUGACAUCCUAAUUUGUCCUUUAGCGAUUUCCCUGCAUUACUCUAAUAUCCUGGGAAAAGUGCUCACUCCGCAUGAAGUCUUUGCAUUCAUUGGUCUGUUUAGUAUAUCAAGGCCAUUUCACCUAAAUCGCAAUUAGGAAAAAUUCCGCCCUUUUGACUAUUAACUGAUUGAUGUCCGCAUUUUUCAUGAACAUAAUCUAGGUGAUGGCUUUCAAAACUUGUUUUCUCUCGUAUAAAAAAGAGAUCAGGAAUACAACAAGUAUACUGACAAUUCCAAAAAUAAGAUUAUGUUUACUAUAAUCCUUUUGCAGAUAUAUGGAAAACCUUUGCAGGUAGAGGCUAGACGUUUCAUACCAAGUUUUAUUACCGGAAAAGGGCCUUUAAGUUCACCGUGUUGCACUUGAUUUCACUUGUAAAUUCCAAAAGAACAUGCAACUUUUAUUCCUCAAGAUUGUGAACCAUUAAUUACUGUGGUCAGAUUAAACAAGAUGAAGUCACGCCGAGCAUUUAGUCUUUCAACUUCGUAUGUGAUCAAAAUAGAUAUCCGACGCUGUAUAGUACAUGAUAGCAUAGGUUUCCUUUGUUGAAAGAAAACAUUUGUUAAUAUUUCAUUAUCGUUUACGUAAUUACUCCCUUAAUUCACUGUUUUCUUCAAUGUGGGAUUCUAAUCAAAAUCUCAAAACCUCACGAGUCACGAGUGAUGUAUUUGUUACAUAUAUUAAUUAACAAUGUAUUAAAGAGAAUUUUCGAGAACCUGCUUAGUUCUCAUUUUCAGUUAUAUCCUUUUAUGACACAAGUAAAAGAAAUAAGUAAAUAAAUGGUUAGAAAGAUUGAAGAGCUUACCAAUGGUGUAAUACUCGGAUUUAAGGUGCAGACUGAGUCUAGGUUUUUUUUUUUUUUUUUUUUUUUUUUAAGAAGAAGAAGAAAACUCAUCUACUUUAGAAUGGGCUUCUGGUCGACAUUUACAUAUUUCCAAUCCAAAGUUAAACAGCGCUGAACAGCUAAUUGUAGUCAAUGAGUUAGUUGAUUUCGACUUUAGAGUGUCUAAUCAACCCCAAUUUUCUUGCAAGAGAGCUUAGAGGAGGUUACAAUGUAUUGCUGAGACAGUUUUCCUCUGAUUUUUAUGCAGUGCUCGGAUGCGCUGCGCUAUCGUUCCAGCAAGGGUAGAAAGGAUAUGCCUUGAAGUAGUGUUUCCUCAAUACAAUCAAAUUAAUAAAAGAUUUAAGAUACGAUAGUAAGUACGUAAUAGUUGAUAGCCCUGUGUGAGAAAUUAUAUACAUACAAUAACUUCGAGGUAGGUUGAAAUAAAAAUCUUUGUUAGUAAUCUGAUCACAAAUUUACUAGUCCUUUUUGGUGUAGAAGGUUUGUCAAGUGAUAAUGUAUGUUUCUGUUUACCGGGUCCCUUCGAAAUUUUCAACAUAGAAAUGGAGCAGGAUUGUUUAUUGCUUCAAUCAUCUUUCGCAAUAAAGACGCACUAAUCUAUGAUUAUUUGAAGAAAUUCUUUUGAAUAUGGAUGUAAGCGAUGUUCUUACAUUUUUUUCUUUUUUUGUGUUGUAAUAUAUUGUGGUGCUCUUGAAUGUUUAUUUUAUCUGUAAUUUAAAAUGCAUUAAGGUUUGAUGGAAUGUCUUGUUCCGAAAACAUCUAGUGUGUUGAUGACAUUUUGCGAGCAUUUGUUGUUAGAUAAUGAUAAAUCUGCAUAAUCUAAAUACGCCUUAGCCAAAAUAUCUUAAUCAAAUUCGUUUUCCUUGAAACUUGAAGGAAUGUAUUAUAGUAAAUGUUAAAGGCACAGGUGAAUAAUGUAAUUGCCAUGCAUUGUCUACAACUCUACAGUAUAAUUAACACUUAUCAAUUGCCUUAGGCAUGCCUUAGACUGAAGUUUCGUAAAAUUCUUGCAAUUUUUAAGAAAAACACCCCACUCUGCGUGAUGUACUUCCAUGCAAUAUAAGCAAUAUUGCAAUGAAACUCACAAAUCCAAGGCGGUUUCUGGGAAAUCGUCCCUAAAGAAAUUAACGUAUUGAUUCGGACAAAGAAGGUCUAUAUGAAAUACAACGCGUGUGAAUUAAAUCUCUCCUUUCAUUCAGUAGUGUCAUUGUAUUGCUUAAUUUCACGAUUAUUUUAAAAACUCCGAUACUGAAGUUAAUGCAUUUCUUUUCUGAGACGGACGUUCUCGCAUAUUGUAUUUUAAAGGAUUUGUUUGUAUUAUGAAUUCUACAUAAAGACAGUAAACUAACAUUCAUAUUGUAUGUGCCUGUGUGUAUUUGAUAUCAAUAUGUAACUGUUAUUUUUGGGAUAAGAAAACCUUGCUGUCAAUGUACCCUUUUCAGGAUUCUUCUUCCCAAUAAUCAGUUUCUUCUUUUUAUCAAUUCAAGUUUUCAAGUGAAAACUUAUGCCAUGAGAUUUUGAUUGAUUUACGUAUUAUUUGUUAUUUGAAAUGCCGUGAAGCAAAAUGCUUGAAUGUGCUCUAGAGGGUGAAUGAUUCAUAGACAACUCAAUUUAAUGAACCUAUAUAAAAAAUAACAAUGUAAAAUUUCUGGAAUACGAAGUUUAUUUUGGAUCUGGAAGGGUGAAACUGGAACUUUGAGUGUUGUCCUUGUGGGUAGUCAUUUUCACCAUGUAAUCAUUGCACUAUUGUUAAAUAUCCUUUACAAGAAAUAUUGUUCAUAAAAGUAUCAAUAUUAUACUAACUUCCUUAUCUUAACGUCACCCUGUAAGACUUAAUAUAGUACAAGUGACAGUUUGUGUUCUUAGGACCCUUGCAUAAUCAUGAAAACUUCAAAAUCAGCAUAACUUGUCAUCACACUUAGUGAUGAUAUUCUCGUUUUUCAUUUGUUCCUCCCUUAACGAACUAUUAAGCGUCAACUGAUUCAAAAGUCUAUCUUUCUACUUGUUGUUUACUCAAGAGUAAAAUAUGUAUGCUGUGCUACACAUUUAAGGGCCAUUACCAUCACGAUAUAAAGAUGUCUUAAUAGGAGUUUAGUACUGUAUAAUGAUGCUGUGAUGUUCAUUUUGUGUAUUUGUCAUAAAAAUGUAAGAUAAAACCAAAGCUAUUGUUACUGGUGCUAGUAGUCACUGAUAGAGGCGUCAUGAUUACGUUGUCAUUGUAAAUUCUUAUGAAUUCAAUAAUGCGAUCAUAUCAGUGUCGGGUUCUAAUGAAUUUUCCCUCACAAUGUUAUAAUGCAUGUUACAAUUCAUUAGAACUUUUGAAAAUUUUGAAUUUCUAUUAUGCCUUUACCGAUUUAUUAUAUGAAUGCUGUUAUUUUCACUGAUGAUUCUUAUAGGACCAAUAAUCUCUAAUGAAAGCUUAUAUAUUCCUUGUAACAUGUGACCAUAUGAAUAUUAAUGCAUUUUCUAUGUUCACUGCUGCUUGUCAUAUUACCAGUCAUGACUGUAAGAUUUGUAAUCUGUGUUAAGAGCAGUAACAAUAAAUUCAAAAUGGGUCUGAUUGUGGUGAUUGGUAAAGCCUUUAUGAACUAUUAAUAUGGUGGCUGUCUAUGGUACCCAUAGAAAUUAAUUUUUUAGCAGCCACAAAUUAGAAUCUUUACAUUUGCACCCAUAAACAAAUUGUUUAAAUCUUGUAUUGGAUUUAGUAAUAUACAGUUCUCUGGAGUUUAUCA
This is a messenger RNA of Macrobrachium nipponense, 11315 nucleotides long. RefSeq lists its product as uncharacterized. Gene Ontology annotation, cellular component: plasma membrane. Lineage: Eukaryota; Metazoa; Arthropoda; Malacostraca; Decapoda; Palaemonidae. Gene Ontology annotation, biological process: triglyceride biosynthetic process. The record is from RefSeq and is a predicted model, not a curated record. Bases 1401 to 4781 code for a protein of 1126 amino acids. The transcript has 9 exons. Gene Ontology annotation, molecular function: diacylglycerol O-acyltransferase activity.